UCAGGUCAAAUGACCCGGACUUAUUUCCACGUUCCCGACAUGUAAAAUACUUUCAGGAUUUGUUUAUAUAAAGAAGAAGACGUUUGGUAGACAAAGACAUGUUGGAAAGGUUUUACGUCAUUGUUACUGUACUGGCAUUGGGAACUGAGGCAACAAUAACCAACAGUGAUGUGAUACCUAUGAGCGCCAAGCUUGACCAAGAAGUGAAGUUUGUUUGUCCAAGACGCAGCGAAAAUGAGUUAAUGUACUGGAAUAUUGUAACUUCUAGGACCGAAAAAAUCAUAAACGAUUUUUGUCACGAGCGCUCCAGAGCACCACUUGGUACCACAAAGAGAUGCAUAGACAAAGACUAUGGUGGUUUUGACCUCAUUAUAACAGUACAAAAAGAGGAUAGUGGCACGUAUGAAUGUAUUGCAGCAAAACCAGAAGAGGUCCUUAAAGCAUAUGAUUUAAGAAUAGAAAGUAAGGCCGUUAUUCCCGAAGCAGCCUACACUAAAGAUGCCGUCAUACAAGAAGGCGAUACAGUGAAGUUGUGGUGUAAUGCUACAGGAUUUCCCUUACCGUCUAUUUCUUGGGAAAUAUCAGAAACUGACUCAAAAGGAAAGGUUUCAUUCCAUGAUAUAGGUAUCAGAGGGAAACUUCUUCAGAUCCGAAACGUGUCCCGACAUUGUAGUACAUCCUAUCGUUGCAUCGCUACCAACAAACUCUCUAUGACUUCCGCAAUACAGAAUAUCAAGAUCAGGGUGAACUUUGGUGCUUUGGCAGAUAUUGAUGUAUAUAGCGAGAAACAUUGUGGCACCACCAUGGAAGAUCUUGGAGAGAAAAUACAUGUCAACAGCACUGGAGACAGUUAUGUAGAAAAAAGGGCAGGGUUAAUGGUUUCCCUGGUGUGUAGCGGAUCGGGUUCACCAAGUGCUAUAAUCCAUUGGUAUAAAUUCCACAACGGCAAACUCAUCAAGAUAUCCACACUAGGACAUGGUGAUGAAAGUGAUGAUAACAAGGAACUUGGGUCAUUUGAGACUAAGCGCUGUCCACCAUUAUUCAAUGACGAACGCAGAUUCCGACUUACAUUUCAGGUUUUUGAUGAUCGGUUCACCAGAUAUGUUUGCAAAACUUCAAAUGAAUUCGGAAAUGACGAGAUGGCAAUAACAAUUAAGCAGGUAACAUAGAAUGAUACAACUUGAAAUAAAGCGGCUGACAAUUAUUUAUAGUUCUUAUUACGUCCAAGUUUUCUUGAAAAGUAAUCCAUAUGUCGAUUAUAUGUUAUUAUUAUAUGUGUGACAUUUCUGUUGAAUUCUGCAAUUACGGACAAAUUACCAAUAUCGGUAAACAUCUUAAAGCUUCAAGCUUUUGUAAUUUAUUAAAGUGAUUUCCCGUAAA
Molecule: messenger RNA, 1380 nt
Organism: Ylistrum balloti
Lineage: Eukaryota; Metazoa; Mollusca; Bivalvia; Pectinida; Pectinidae
Product: hemicentin-1-like
Exons: 7
Coding region: 99-1169 (356 amino acids)
Biological process (GO): cell-cell adhesion
Cellular component (GO): cell-cell junction
Molecular function (GO): cell adhesion molecule binding
Source: RefSeq, a predicted model, not a curated record